AUGGGGUUGAUCCGAGUGGCUAGAGGCAGAGUCAGUACCUGCUUGCGGUCUAGGGGCGUUGCCAGGGCUAUACGGACAGUUACCAGGCCACUCCAUGUCACAACGCUGCCUCCAGUGGCCCGCCGCAUGCAAAUCCGGUUAGACCCGGUCCAAAUCCGGCCACCGGUUGCACUGAAGGAGGGGCAGGGGUUGGACAGCUCGUGGUGUGGUGAAAACGUGGGUGAGAAAGCGGUUGUGCUCGGCAGCUACACGGCCGCGACGGAGGAGGACUGUGAUAUCUCCUGUCCACCAGAGUUCAAGUCCCAGACUUGCCUCAUCUUCGUCGUCCCCAGCAGCGCCGGCCAUGGCCUCCUCCUGGUCGACCGGCCUCUUCGGCUGCUGCGACGACGUCAGCAGCUGCUGCCGGAACCUCAUCUUGCUGUGUGCGCGGGACGGCGUACAUGCUGCUGGCGUGGGUGGGUAUGCUGCUACCGCUCCAGGAUGCGGGAGCAGUACGGGCUCAAGGAGAAGCCCUGCGCCGACUGCUGCGUCCACUUCUUCUGCGAUCCCUGCGCCAUCUGCCAGGAGUACCGCGAGCUCAAGAGCCGUGGAUUCGACAUGAGCCUCGGGUGGCACGACAACAUCGAGAGGAUGGGGAAGAGCGCUCCCACCGCCGCGCCUCAGGCUUACCCGGGGAUGACUCGCUAGCUGAUCAUGUGUCCGCAUGCACCGAUGUGUCCAUGCAUGCAUAGUGUCAGCUUCCAGUUCCAGCUCAGGAAAAGACAUGCCAGUCUACCACCAAGCUUCUACUUUCUGUAUUGUGUUGUGUCGCGAGUUAGUUCAUUUGAUUGAGUUUGUCAUCGUGUGUGUUCCUUUCUGUUGUUGCAACUAAUUUUCCAUCCUUCCAUUCCCAA
This is a messenger RNA of Hordeum vulgare subsp. vulgare (domesticated barley), 893 nucleotides long. Its product is annotated as protein PLANT CADMIUM RESISTANCE 9-like. The transcript is spliced from 6 exons. The coding region runs from base 1 to 687 and encodes 228 amino acids. Lineage: Eukaryota; Viridiplantae; Streptophyta; Magnoliopsida; Poales; Poaceae. The record is from RefSeq and is a predicted model, not a curated record.